Molecule: messenger RNA, 606 nt
Organism: Fonsecaea nubica
Lineage: Eukaryota; Fungi; Ascomycota; Eurotiomycetes; Chaetothyriales; Herpotrichiellaceae
Exons: 1
Coding region: 1-606 (201 amino acids)
Molecular function (GO): acyltransferase activity, transferring groups other than amino-acyl groups
Source: RefSeq, a predicted model, not a curated record
AUGGCUUCCUUUUCUGUCCACACUCUACCCCAUCCCGCUCAGGACCAUGCCACCUUUCUUGAGUAUUCGUCCCGUCUCAAGGUCCUGAGGUUGAGAAGCCUGAAGGAAGACGCGAAGAGUUUCAUAUCCAGCUACGAGAGCGAGGCCAGCCAGCCAGAGGAAUUCUGGUUGAAUAGACUCAGGGACGACCAUGUAACCCACCUUAUCCUGCUUCGCCAUGAUGCACAGGCAAAGAAAUCGACCCUGCUGGAGCAUCAAUGGGUUGGAUUUGUGGUCAUCGUCGCACCAAGUCCCAAGGCGGUGGACGAUUCUGGUCGAUCAUCGUCUGCCGAGUGGUAUAUGGCGGCACUCUAUGUCGAGCCUGAGGUGCGUGGGCAAGGGUUGGGGGAGCGCCUUGUUCAGGCGACCAUCGAUCAUGUCAGGGAAAACUCUUCGAGGGAAUCUGGCGAGUCCCCAUGCUGCCUCACAAGUGUGGUACAUGGCAAUGACAAUGCCCUGAAUCUCUACCAAAAACUCGGUUUUCGGAUCAUCGAGCCAAAUCAGGAGGUGGAAAAGGAAGGCAGGAAGUAUCUUACAACGACACUGAGGAUGGAGGUGUGCAACUGA